Tetranychus urticae (two-spotted spider mite) is the source of this 2026-nucleotide messenger RNA. RefSeq lists its product as uncharacterized. Lineage: Eukaryota; Metazoa; Arthropoda; Arachnida; Trombidiformes; Tetranychidae. The record is from RefSeq and is a predicted model, not a curated record.
CACUCUGUUAUUUGCUUUCUUUCCUAAUUCAAGACAACUCCACUUGCUCAUGUUAUAAGAUUUUUUCCUGAGGGAACAAGGUUCUUCUCUCCCUGUUUUGGAGUCUUUUUUUCCCUGUCUAAUCCUUUUGUCUAAACUGUGUUCUUUGUUUCUUUCUGUGUGCAACAUUACCGGAAAUUGAUUUGAAUUUUUCGUUGUUUGUUUCGCCCUGUCUCUAUUCAACAUGGGAACUGAGUCUACCUCAGAUGCCGAAGGAAUGAUUUCGAAAACUGUUGAAUCAACUGGAGAAAGUAAACCUUGUUUUGGACUUGUUGAAAUAACCAGUAAACAAAAAGUCAUUAAAAAGAUCGAUGUUCCAUUCCAACUCAACCAAUUCAAAAAAUUCAUUCUUUUUGGUACCGAGACUUAUUAUAAGUCAGCCCCACGUCGUUCCAUUAACAGAUGGUUUAUCACAGAAACGAAUUUUCGACUUUAUGUCGAAGAAAGUAAAAUAAAGUCAAUAAAAAAUUUAUCCGAUGUGCUUGGUGUUCUUGACAAUGAUGCGAAUCAGAAGCAAAGAGAAGACAUCAUUUCACGGAUGUCCGAUAUUUUAAUUGAAAAUAAAUCCCAUUCUCCAGUUGGUGUUAUUCCGUACCUUCUUUCACGAAUGUAUACCCUUCCAAAUUUGAGACCUGUUAUUUUAAAAACAUUUCUUACAGUUAUUAAGAAUACAACUGAUUUGUUGAUUUUCGCAUAUUAUCUGAGAAAAGGUUCAGGUAACCAAACUGUUAUUCGUAAACAGCUCUGUGAGUGGUAUAGAGUUCACUCCAGCAAUCUUGCUCACAUCAAAGAUCUACUCUUAGUGAAACGUAGAUUGGGCUGGAAGCAUCGUGAUGUACUUGUUCACUGGAAAAUUCCUGUUGGUGCAAACGAUGGUAUUCUACGAAUUUUAAUGGGUUUUCCAUAUGAUAAAUCCAAAAUACCUGAAGAUAAAGUAUCACUGAUUGAAAAAUUAAUCGAGCUGCGAAAUGUUGAUGACAGAACGCACUGGCUUGGAUUGAUUACGUCCCAGGAUUAUAUUGAUGAAGUUGGACUUGAUCUUUGUUAUAAUUUAAAAACUUUGAUUGUCAAUACCGAAGUGCUGAAAAUUAUCAUGAAACGAAUUCCACUCAACGAUAUAAUCGAGUAUAUACCAAAAAUGAUCCAAAAGCUCCCUUAUUCACAAGAACUGUUGUCAGCUAUUGUUAACCAAUUAUCUGAUUGGAAAACAAAAUAUAAUGUUGGAAAAUCUGACGUCAAUAUGCUAUCAGUUUUUGCUGUAUUGAAAUGGUUGGUAUUCCAGAAUUAUCUUUAUCAUGGACCAGGGAAACACUUGCGUGAAGAUAGUAUCGAUAAAAAAUAUUAUCCAUUGCCAACUUUCGACCUGGAAAAGGUCAUUCUUUCUGUUUUGGAAGAUGAGCGGUUCAAAAGAUCUGAGGAGGUUCUAUUCGUUCUUAAUGCUUCUCAAAAUGAUCUCGAUGAAUCUGGAAUAACUCUCCCUAGAAAACCUUCACACCAAGAAUUGAGAAGACCCAGUUUGUUUCCUAAUAUAAUCAAAGCUACGGACUUCAUACAAUUUUUGCUUUUUAUUUAUCCCAACCAUCGUGUUGAAUUCAACGAAAAGUUUUACAAACUAUCAGGUCAAUCUUUCAAAAUGUUGGAAGACGAUUUCACUCAGAUGAGGCAAAACAUAAGUAAAGGCCAGUCUCCAGAGGGGAAAAAAUCUUUUAAAAACGCCAUUUACGUUACUUUUGAUGGUUCAGUGGAUUUAAGCGAAAAUGGAUCAUUGAGUGUACACCGAGCAGAAAAAAUUGUGGUUCUAUCAAUUCGAGAUAAAGACGUAAUUCAAACUAAAGAAAAACUCAAAUUACGGAAUUUACUUGUUAUCAAAGGUUUUGACUGUAAUUUUUUCCCUUUUAUUGAUAAUUACUUCCAUGAUGAUUGUUGGUCACUUUAAUUUAAAAUUAUCUUAUUUAAACUGAAUAAAAUUCUCUUAAUUUGCAAUAAA